AUGGAGCAGGAAGGAGAAUUUACUUUCACCUGGUUUAUUGAAGACUUUAGUAAUAUAUACCAUGACUCAAGAGGGAAAAGUCUACGCAGUCCAGAUUUUGUUUUGAAUUCAUUGCCCGGCAUGAAAUUGCAUCUUGAAAUAUUUGCUCAGAAUUAUAAUGAACGUACUGAUAUAUGCGUUUAUGUCACCAGAGAUGAUAAUAUUUCGGAAGUAUGUACUAUGAAAUGUAGUGCUCAAAUACUAGACUCCAACGGAAUGAUAUACCGCAACAUUCCUAACAAGAUGGAGGUUGAUAAUUCUAAUGGUCAUGGAUUUCUUUGUGCAUUUAAAAGAAUUCGUCAUUAUCGUUCACUGGGACACGAUAUUCUGAUUCUAACAUGCACUUUUCAGCCUGUGGGUGACUCAAAUAAAGAACUGCCUGAACUUUCGUACAAAAAUGAGUUGUUUGCGGACGUCGUGUUACGUACUGGUGAUUCGACAUUCAAAGUGCAUAAAGCUAUUUUAUCAGUACGAUGGCCUAAACUUCUAGAAACGCUGCAUGCUAAAGAAACUUGCGAACAAAUUCUGGAUGUGAAUGCAGAUGUCCUGGAGGCUAUGUUGGAAUAUAUUUACACUGGAAAACUAGACUGCAGUAAACCUGAAAUUUUAGCGAAUCUGCACUUGGCUAAGAUCAAGUACGGAUUCCCGAGUCUGCAGUGUACACCGUAUGUAGACUAG
Stegodyphus dumicola is the source of this 717-nucleotide messenger RNA. Its product is annotated as TD and POZ domain-containing protein 3-like. The record is from RefSeq and is a predicted model, not a curated record. NCBI's taxonomy places the organism in Eukaryota, Metazoa, Arthropoda, Arachnida, Araneae, Eresidae. Gene Ontology annotation, molecular function: protein binding.